AUGAACUUUGAGGACUAUGAGACCCUUCCGACCCAAAACUCCGUCGUACACAUGACCGCCGGAGCGAUGGCGGGGGUGAUGGAGCAUUGCAUAAUGUACCCGCUUGACUCCGUGAAGACUCGAAUGCAGUCCCUGCGGAGCGCACACAACAGCACCAUCACAGAGACCUUCCGGUACAUGGUGCAGCGGGAAGGACUGCUCAGGCCUAUCCGCGGCAUGACGGCGGUGGUAGCGGGCGCGGGCCCAGCACACGCCUGUUUCUUCGCCACCUACGAGCACAGCAAGCACACGCUCUCGCAUUACACCAGGCAUCGGCACGACCACAUCGUACAUGGGUUGUCUGGGUGCAUCGCAUCGCUGGUGCAUGACGCCGUCUCCAAUCCCGCCGAGGUGGUGAAGCAGCGGCUGCAGAUGCUGAACUCGGCGUACCGCGGCGUGUGGGAGUGCGCGCGGCACGUGUACCGCACGGAGGGGCUGCGCGCCUUCUACCGCUCGUACGGCACGCAAGUGGCCAUGAACGUGCCCUUCCAGGCGCUGCACUUCAUGGCGUACGAGUGGUCGCAGAGCCGGCUCAACCCGACGCGUGCCUACGACCCGCGCGCGCACGCGCUGUCGGGCGCGCUUGCGGGCGCGCUGGCGGCCAGCGCCACCACACCGCUGGACGUGUGCAAGACCGUGCUCAACACGCAGGAGGGCAAGUGGCGCGCCGAGCGCCUGCGCGACGCGGCCGCGCAUGUGCUGCGCGCGUCGGGCGCGCGCGGCUUCUUCCGCGGCCUGCAGGCGCGCGUGCUAUACCAGAUGCCCGCCGCCGCCAUCUGCUGGCUCACCUACGAGACCUUCAAGCACGCACUCGCCACGGUGGACGGCGCGAGCGAAGCGGCGGGCGCGACGCCCACCCCGCAGCCCGCCGCGCACUCCCCGGCCGGGCCCCCGCCCCUCGCCUGCGCCGCGCUGCGCCUCGCCGCCGCGUCCGGCGACGUGUAG
Molecule: messenger RNA, 984 nt
Organism: Arctia plantaginis
Lineage: Eukaryota; Metazoa; Arthropoda; Insecta; Lepidoptera; Erebidae
Source: the annotation of a GenBank genome assembly